AUGGAGGACCUCACAAACACGCUCGCGACGCUCGGCCUGGACAAGGUCCCGCAGGAGCCAAACACAUACCCCGCCCUGAACCCAUUCGACAUCUACCGGAGUCACAUCACUGAGUUGUUGUCAUCCGUGUCUGGCGUAGACAAGCAGAUCAUAUACCCUACACUGGCAUGGACUGCAAAGCCUGAGCAUGGAGACUUGCAGUUGGCUGUUCCCGCGCUCCGACAAAAGAAGAAGGACAUGAAGGCCUUUGCACAGGAACUGGCAGAUGCGUUCCCUGAGUCGCCGCUGGUGAAGAAGCCGAUUGUUACCAACACCUCCAUCGGCUUCUUCUUCAAGCCAGAGACGCUCACAUCGCUCGUGCUGCCCAUGGUUCUCAAGUCCAAGGAGGCAUAUGGAUUCAACAAGAACCUUGGUCUCAAGAACCCGCUUGAUCCCUCCUCCGGCGCAAAGAAGAUGAUCGUCGAGUUCAGUUCGCCCAACAUCGCAAAGCCUUUCCAUGCUGGACACUUGCGAAGUACAAUCAUUGGUGGUUUCCUCGCCAACUUGUAUGAGGGCGCAGGAUGGGAUGUCGUUCGUAUGAACUACCUCGGAGACUGGGGCAAGCAAUACGGUGUCUUGGCUAUCGGUUUCGACCUCUACGGUAACGAGGAGGAGCUCGUUAAGAACCCCAUUGGACACUUGUAUGACAUCUAUGUCAGGGUCAGCAACGUCCAGCACGAGGAGGCGGAGAAAAUGAAGGCUCUCAAGGCCGAAGCUGCGAAGCUGAAAGAGGAGGGCAAGGACGCAUCUGAGCAGGAAGCCGAGGUCAAGAAGAUCGAGGCUGAGGGCAUCGAUGAGCAGGCUAGGAAAUACUUCAAGGGUAUGGUUGAUGGUGAGCCUAAAGCGCUCGGUAUCUGGAAGCGCUUCAGGGACCUGUCUAUCGAGAAGUAUAAGCAGACAUACGCACGACUCAACAUCCACUACGACGACUACAGCGGAGAGUCCCAAGUCAAGGACGAGAGUAUGGACCUUGCCGCCAAGAUCAUGUGGGAGAAGAAGGUCUGUGAGGAUUCAGAAGGUGCCGUCAUUGUCGACCUCACAAAGCAUUCCAAGAAGCUUGGCAAGGCUGUCGUCAAGAAGAAGGACGGUACAUCACUCUAUCUGACCCGAGAUAUUGGCGCUGCCAUUGAGCGUGUUGAGAAGUACCACUUUGACCGCAUGAUCUACGUUGUCGCCUCGCAACAAGACCUGCACUUGGCCCAACUCUUCAAAAUAGAAGAGCUCAUGGGCAGGAAAGACAUUUCCGACAAGUGCCAGCACAUCAACUUCGGCAUGGUCCUUGGUAUGUCGACACGAAAAGGCACAGCCAAGUUCCUCGACGAUAUCCUCCGCGACGUUGGUGACAAGAUGCAUGAAGUCAUGAAGACCAACGAGACAAAAUAUGCCCAAGUCAAAGACCCAGAGCAAACUGCAGACACACUCGGUAUCUCAGCCGUCAUGGUCCAAGACAUGAAGGGCAAGCGUAUCAACAACUACACCUUCGACAUGGACCGCAUGUGUUCAUUCGAAGGCGACACAGGCCCAUACUUGCAAUACGCCCACGCCCGUCUCUGCUCUAUUUACCGCAAGGCCGUAGACGCCGACCCUAGCCUUGCUGACCUCGACCUCACAUCUGCCGAUCUGAGCUUGCUUCAAGAAGACAAGGCUGUCGAGUUGGUCCGCCAAUUGGCAUCUUGGCCCGAUACUUUCCUCAACACGAUCAAGACGCAAGAGCCCACCACCGUGCUUACCUACCUGUUCAAGAUGGCACAUGCCCUCAGCAGCAGUUACGACCACUUGCAGGUAGUAGGUUCGGAGAAGAACGUCAUGAUUGCUAGGUUGGCGCUGUAUGUUGCUGCUAGGCAGGUGCUGUAUAAUGGAAUGAGGGUACUGGGACUGAGUCCCGUAGAGAGGAUGUAA
This is a messenger RNA of Alternaria arborescens, 1938 nucleotides long. Its product is annotated as Arginine--tRNA ligase, cytoplasmic. Gene Ontology annotation, molecular function: arginine-tRNA ligase activity; ATP binding. The transcript is spliced from 4 exons. The record is from RefSeq and is a predicted model, not a curated record. Lineage: Eukaryota; Fungi; Ascomycota; Dothideomycetes; Pleosporales; Pleosporaceae. The coding region runs from base 1 to 1938 and encodes 645 amino acids. Gene Ontology annotation, biological process: mitochondrial translation; arginyl-tRNA aminoacylation. Gene Ontology annotation, cellular component: mitochondrion; cytoplasm.